AUGUCUGAGAGAGGUCGCUCUCCCGCCGCCUCGGGGCCAGCACAAGGCACAGCCUCUGGCAGUUCGCAGCCUGGCUGGGCACCGAGCAUGGGAUUCGACCCUGCAAAGCCGGAAAGCAAGGAUCGAAAGGGAAACACUCGCAUGGAACUGCCCCCAGAUGCCUUUUUUAUCAACGAGGCCCAAAAAGAUGUCUUUGCCGUUCGAGACAACAAAUUCAACACGGAGGGUCGACAAGAGACUGUUGAAGUCAAUCAAUUCCGAAUGACCAAGUUUGACUUCAACAAGAAAAUCUAUCAAUAUGAUGUUGUCCUUUCGCCUGAACCGGACAAACGUGGACCAGUUUUGAAGAAGAUUUGGGCUCACGCCAAUCUCAAGAAUGCGCUCGCACCCUAUAACUACCAAAUGUGGAUUAUAGAUGGCUCCAGACUGGCAUGGUCUCCUUCUUUGGUAGACCGUGGCGAGAUUCGCGUCACAGUGGACCUGGACGAGGGCAAGCCUCCUGCACGAUCCGGACGCUCCAACAAAUUCUAUCUCAUCUUGCGCAAGACAACUGAGAUUCAAAUGGCUGCUCUCCGGGGUUAUUUGGAGAGAAGAAUUCAAUUCAACAACAGUGUCCAGGAAGCUCUCAACUUCAUGGACCAUCUCAUUCGCCAGUGGCCCUCAGAGCAUCUGCUGGCCAUCAAGCGCAAUUUCUACAAGCGAAAUGAAGCUGGCCAGCCUCUCAUGGCAGGCGGAGUCAUUGAAGUCCACAAAGGGACUUAUGCUUCUCUAAGACUCUCCAACAAUCUUGCGAACGGAGGCAUUGGUCUUGCUCUCAAUGCGGAUGUUACCAACACCUGCUUUUGGACAGGCCGACAAACCCUGGACCAGGUCAUGGCCAACUUUCUCGGUACCCUUGACAGGCGGUACAAGGGAAUAAAUAUUGCAACUACGACAAUCUUCAGGCCUACGCAAAACGACAGAGGAGAGUGGCAGUCUUCUGAUGCCUUCAAACAGCUUCGAAAGAUGCGGAAACUCAAGUUUACCAUCCGACACAGUAAUCGUGAUCCCAAGCUUGCAGAAAAGGUCUACACGGUGAUGGACUUUGCAUUUGAUCAGAAGUAUGGAGCAGAAGGUGCCAAUGCCCGGACCGUCAAAUUUGAUUACAACGGCCGAGAUAUCUCGGUGGCAGAUUACUAUCGAGAGAAGUACAAGGCGCAUUUGCGACAUGCCCACCUGCCUCUUAUCUCCACGGGAAAGAAUGGACAUAUCCCCAUGGAAUUUGCUUUUGUCGAGCCAAUGCAGCGGUAUGCGUUUAAGUUGAAUCCUGAGCAAACUGCAGCGAUGAUCAAAAUCGCUGUCACGCGCCCAAAUGUUCGCAAGAAUGACAUUAUGAAGAACGUGCGAGACCUUCAGUUGCCUCAAGAUCCAUAUCUCAGACACUAUGGAGUCCAACUGGAAUUGUCAUUCGCCAAGACAGAGGCCAGGGUAUUGGCCCCUCCUAUUGUGAACUUUGGCCAAGGCACAGCUGAUCCUAAAUAUUCUGGUCGUUGGGAUCUGCGCGGCAAGAAGUUCUUCAAACAGAACCCCGCGCCCCUGAUGAACUGGGGCUUCUUGGUCAUGGACGACUGCGUUCAGAAGCCCCAAGUCCAACAGUUCGCCCGUACAUUCAAGUCAACCUUCAUGGGCCAUGGGGGCGCCUGCAGGACUGACCCUGUGAUGGUGGAAGUGCCAGGACCUAUCAAGAACAACAUUGCUGCCGCGCUCGCCCACGCGCACAAUCAAAUUACUCGUGAGCGAGGAUACACCCAACUGAUUUUUGUCGUCGUUCAACACAAGAACAGCCCACACUAUGAGCGCCUCAAGAAGUCUGCUGAUUGCCGUUUCGGCAUCCUGACUCAAGUUGUAAAUGGUGCUUCUGUUAUGCAGAACAACGGACAAUACCACUCAAACGUGUGCUUGAAGGUGAACGCUAAGCUUGGAGGUUCUACCUCUCGCACCAAUCCCCCAUGGAGAAUGACUCAAGGGACUUACUUCCCGAAGGAUAGGCCAACCAUGAUGGUUGGUGUUGACAUUUCUCACCCUGCGCCUGGCGGCCCAUCCCCUUCUGUCGCGGCCAUGACAAUGUCUGUCGACAGAGACGCAACGAAAUAUGCCGCCAUGGUGGAAACCAACGGCUACCGAGUUGAGAUGCUGACGUCUGCCAACGUAAAUGUUAUGUUUGGCCAUCUGUGCAAAGUUUGGUCGGCCGGCCAUGAUAAUCAGUUCCCCAAGCAUAUUAUGUAUUUCCGGGACGGUGUCGCCGAGGGACAGUUCGCACAUGUCAUUGAGCAAGAGAUCAAGGAAAUCAAGAACUAUUUCAAGCAGGUGGUUCCCAACAUGCCGCUGCCUAAAUUCACUGUGAUUGUGGCUACCAAGCGCCAUCACAUCCGAUUCUUCCCUGAGAAAGGAGAUAAAAAUGGAAACGCUCUGCCGGGAACUUUGGUGGAAAAGGAAGUUACUCAUCCUUUUAUGCUUGACUUUUAUCUCUGCUCGCAUGUUGCCAUCCAGGGCACCGCUCGUCCAGUGCACUAUCAUGUGCUCAUUGAUGAGAUGAACAUUCCCAUCAAUGACUUGCAGAAGAUGAUCUAUCAUCAGUGUUAUUCUUAUGCCAGAUCGACAACACCAGUGUCACUCCAUCCAGCUGUUUACUACGCGCAUCUCGCCGGAGCCCGCGCCCGCGCCCAUGAGAACGUUGCAACCAGCGAGGGUUUCCGUGCUGGCGCCAAAGGCCAUGAGAUGAUCCGCGACAAAGUUGCCAAGGGCGAGUCACUGAGUGUCCCACAACGGGGCAGUGAUGCUCCGUCUCUUCUCCAGCUUGGCGGAAAACCGGAGACUAAUGCUCCUAUUGACGGAGAGGUGAGACAGAGAAAUUUCUUCCGAAGCACCAUGUGGUACAUCUAA
This is a messenger RNA of Trichoderma breve, 2922 nucleotides long. Its product is annotated as piwi domain-containing protein. The transcript is spliced from 3 exons. The record is from RefSeq and is a predicted model, not a curated record. Lineage: Eukaryota; Fungi; Ascomycota; Sordariomycetes; Hypocreales; Hypocreaceae. Gene Ontology annotation, molecular function: RNA binding; protein binding. Bases 1 to 2922 code for a protein of 973 amino acids.